Cavia porcellus (domestic guinea pig) is the source of this 5367-nucleotide messenger RNA. It is a transcript of the gene Fhad1, whose product is annotated as forkhead associated phosphopeptide binding domain 1. The transcript has 34 exons. Lineage: Eukaryota; Metazoa; Chordata; Mammalia; Rodentia; Caviidae. The record is from RefSeq and is a predicted model, not a curated record. Gene Ontology annotation, molecular function: protein binding. The coding region runs from base 151 to 4572 and encodes 1473 amino acids.
GCGUACACAGGCGGGAGGCCGCGCGGGGUUCGGGCUGCGAGCUGGAGACUCCCCGGACCCGGCGGCCUCGCCGCGGAGCGGGCCGGCUGGGCUCUCGGCGGAGGACGGAGCGCAGGCUUCCUCCUCCUCCGGCCAGGGGAACCAGAGAGAAUGAAAGCCUAUCUCAAGAGCGCAGAAGGCUUUUUUGUCCUAAAUAAAAGUACCACGAUCGGAAAGCAUGAGGAUUCGGACCUGGUGUUACAGUCUGCAGACAUCGACAACCACCACGCGCUUAUUGAGUACAAUGAGGCCGAGGGCAGCUUUAUUCUCCAGGACUUCAAUUCCCGCAACGGCACGUUUGUCAACGAAUGCCACAUUCAGAAUGUGGCUGUGAAGCUGUUUCCUGGGGACAUCCUGAGGUUCGGGUCUGCUGGGCUGACCUAUGAGCUGGUCGUCGAAAACCCACCUCAGGUCUCGUACCCUUGGGUGAGGGGCCCAGCACCCUGGCCAAGGCCACAGACCGCCUGGACUGCCCAGCAGCCGAACAUGCCGCCUUCGCCUCCGCAUUUUCCCUUCUGCCAGGGCAUCCAGCCAACGCCUAUGCAUCGGAGUUGGUCCCAGGGAUUCCCCAGGCCCACCAUGGUCCCGCCUGCCUCCCAUCAGCGGCCCAUGAGCGCCAGGGGGAAGAUGUUCUCCUUCAUCAUGGACCGCAAGUCCCCCCUCAUCAAGCAAGUGUGGACCAACGCUGUGGACCUGGCGGAACAGUCUAUAGCUGAGGGAAAUUCUGGGGCAGCCUCUACCUCAGAGAUGUAUGUGGAGCAGGACCUGGCCCAGCAGGAAAAGGACGAAAUAAUCCUGCUCCUGGGGAGGGAAGUCACCCGUCUCUCGGAUUUUGAGCUGGAAUCCAAAUACAAAGACGUGAUCAUUGCGAACCUGCAGAAAGAAGUGGCCGGGCUGAACCAGAAGCUGUCAGAGACCGCGACCUCCCAGCAGAGUGACAAUAGCGUCCCAAAGAAGGCCCAGGGCCCCGAAGAAGACAGUGAUGCCAGGCAAAGGGAGAUCCAGAGCCUGAAAAGCCAGAUCAGCGCCCUGCAGAAGGGCUACAGCCAGGUGUUGUGUCAGACCCUGUCUGAGCGGAACUCGGAGAUCGCCUCCCUGAAGAGCGAGGGGGAGAGCUUGAGGAGGGACAAGGCCAUCACAGCAGAGAAGGUGACAUCUUUGCAAAAAGACAUUUUAGCAAGGAAUGAGCAAGUUCAACAGCUAAAAGAGGAAGUGAAUCAACUAAAGAAUCAAAACAAAGAAAAAACGUGCCAGCUGGAGGCGCUGGGCUCCAGAUGCUCGGCCCUCAAAGAAGAGUUAAAAAAGGAAGCUGCCCAAAAGGAGCACAGGGAAGCCCAGGACAAGGAAUUAAAGCGCUACAAAACCCAAAUCCAAGAUAUGGAGAAAGAAAUAAAGAAGCUCAGGGAGGAGCUGAAGAAGAGCUGUUCUGAGCAGAGCACCAUCUCCAGGACCCUGCGGGAAAAGAGCAAGGUUGAAGAGAAACUUCAGGAGGAUUCCAGGAGGAAAUUGCUUCAGCUGCAAGAAAUGGGGAACAGAGAGAGCCUCAUUAAAAUCAAUUUGGAAAGGGCAGUAGGUCAGCUGGAGCAUUUCAGGAGCCAAGUCAUCAAGGCCACCUACGGACGAGUGAAGCCAUUUCCGGAUAAGCCCAUCACCGACCAGCAGCUCAUAGAAAGGAUCGCCCAGGUCACCGAGGAAAACGACAACCUUCAGCAGAACAAGUGGAGCCUGGAGAAGGAGACCCAGCUGAGCAACUCGAAGCAUGAGGAGACCACGGAGAGCAUGGAGAGGCUGCGGGCCGCUCUGGACAGCUGCCAGGCCUGCAUGAAAACGUCCAGCCGCAGCAGGGACCUGAAGAAGGAGGUGGACCUUCUACGGGGCCUUCAGGUGAGCUCACCUGUGGCAGGGCUCCAGAAGGUGGCGCUGGACAUCCUAAACCUUCCACUGUCCUGGCUGGAGGGAAUGGAGCAGCUCCUCGAGGACCUCAGCCUCCAGCUUUCCAGCUCUGACAAAGGCUUCUCUUCAUAUCUCCUGUGUCUUCUGGAGCAUUCCAAAAAAUUUAUGAGCCAGACCGAGGAACUCCAGGCCCAGAUCAACAGCUCUCAGGAAAUGCAGCAGACUCUACUGCAGGAGACACUGAGGGAGCACAUGGCAGAGAAGGAGAGGCUGACGGAGGAGAGGCUGGAGCUAGAGGAGGAGAUGAAGGCCAGAGUCAGGCGGCUGAUGGAGGAGAAGGAGGCUUUGGAAGACGAUGUUGCCCAAGAGAGAAACAAAGCCAAGGAGGAGAAGAAGAGAGCGUGUGAGCUGGAGGAGCGGCUGGCCCAGCAGAAGGAGGCUUUGGAAGACAGCGCAGUCCAGGAGAAAGACAGAGCCAGGGAGGCCUUAGAGGAGGCACAGAGGAGGAUCCGCGAGCUGGAGAACCGCCUGGCCCACCACAAGGAGGUCUGGGAGACCAGCAUGGCCCUGGAAAAGAGGAAAGCAAAGGAGGCGCUAGAGGCCGAGAAGAGGAGAGUGCAGGACCUGGAGAACCACCUGACCCAGCAGAAGGAGAUCUGUGAGAACAGCAUUGCCUACGAGCACCACAAAGCAAAGGAGGCUUUAGACAAGGAGCGGAGGCAGGUGCAGGACCUGGAGAACCGCCUGACCAAGCAGCGAGAGGAGAUCGAAUUAAAAGGCCAGAAAGAGGACGACUUAAAUAAUAAAUUAAAUGCCGCGCUGGCCCAGGUGGAAGAGACGGAGCAAAUGAAGGCGGCAGAGAGCCUCAAAGCAGAGAACCUUGCCCUGAAAUUAAAUAAAACCUUGGUGGAGCUGGAAACUGCCAAGUCAAAAAUGGUCCUUAUGGAGGAGCGGAUAAUGCUGCACCAGCAGAUGAUAAAGUCCCUCCAGGACGAGCGGGAAUCCCAGAAACACGGAUUCGAGGAGGAAAUCCUGGAAUAUAAGGAGCAAAUCAAGCAGCACUCGCAGACGAUCGUGAGCCUAGAGGAAAGGCUCCAGAAAGUAACCCAGCACCAUAAGAAACUAGAAGAGGAGAUCUCGACUUUGAAGGACACUGAUCCAGCUCAAGAGGAGGAGCCGCCACCCAAGCCUCCAGCAACCCCGUCCUCAGACAGCAAUGCCAAAGAGAUGGCGUACGAAAGCUUGAUGGCCUGUUUUUGGAAUUGCAGAGAUGACCUCAUGGCAGCACAGAAGGAGAUUCUGUCUCAGCAGGAGAUCAUCAUGAGGUUAAGGCAGGACCUGAACGAAGCCCAUGGCCAGAUGACAGACUUGAGAGGGGAGCUGAGUGAGAAGCAGAAGAUGGAGCUGGAGCGGCAGGUGGCCUUGGUCCAGCAGCAGAACGGCGAGCUGAACGCGCUCAAGGCAAAGAUGUCACAGAUGAACAGCCAUGUGGAGAAGAAGGACAAGGAGCUCAAGGCCCUCAAGGAAGCUCUUAGGAGUUCCCAAGAGAAACACAAGCACCAUCCGAGCUCGGAGAAGGAGCAGAAACUGCGGGCCACCACCCAGAAGUGUGACAUCUCAGUGCAGAUAGACCCAGGCCACCUGGAUAUUUCCUCGAGCAGCCCAGAGGAGCAAUCCUUCAGUGACCUGGGGGCCAAGUGCAAAGGGCACCGGCAUGAGGAAGUCAUCCAGCGGCAGAGAAAGGCCUUGUCAGAACUCCGUGGGCGCGUCAAAGAGCUGGAGAAGGCCAACUCUUGCAAUCCUAAGGACCACCUGAAUGAAUCACUCCUGGAAUUAAAGACACUCAGAAUGGAAAAGAAUGCCCCCAAAAUACUAUUGGACACAAAAUCCGGUUUUCCAACUCUCUCAAGAAUAGAGAUCCAAGCGAAUGGCCUUCCCAGCCCAGGGCCCAGUUUGGCCUCAGAGAAGUCAGGGAAAGCAGAUAUGGCUGAGGCCUUGGAGCUCAGUGAAAAGCUGUACAUGGACAUGAGCCGGACGCUGGGAAGCCUGAUGAACAUCAAGGAUAUGUCGGGCUACGUGUCCAUGAAACACCUCUCCCCCAGAGAGAGAGAGAAGGUCAAUCUGCUGCGACAGAGGGACCUGGAUCUGGUGUUUGACAAAAUCACGCAGCUCAAGAGCCGGCUGCAGCGGAAAGAGGAGCUCCUGCGGAGCUACGAGCGGGACAUCGAGCAGCUCAGGCAGAGCAAAGUGUCCGUUCAGCUGUACCAGUCACAGGUGGCCAAACUGGAGGACGACAUCUACAAGGAGGCCGAGGAGAAGGCACUGCUCAAGGAGGCCCUGGAGCGCACCCAGCGGCAGCUGCAGCAGGAGAAGAGGCUCAACAAGGCCGCCAGGCAGCAGAGGGAACGUUUAGAGGAGCAUGAACAGAAAACUGCAAAAGAAUGGACACCUUGCAACUGUUCCUUCAAAGAGAGAGAGAGGCAGAGACGGAUGAUCGCAGAGACGGUGAAGGGCAAGGUGCACAGUGCAAAUUUCCAGGUUGGAGUCAAGAAAGCCACCCUAAAGAUCGACCAAGAUAAAGAUACAUCCAGCAAAUCCAGCCAGAGUCUUAUAUUUACUAAACCCGGAGGAAGGAACUGAGAAGACUUCCCACCGGGCCGCAGCAGUGCCUCUGUGAGUCCACUCGACUCUCGUGCGUCAAACUUCUAAGAGCUUCCGUAAGACCUGAAAGCUUGUUACCCUACUUUUUGGCUUUAUAGACUUGGAUUCUGCACAGUAUGUACUUUGGAGUCAGGAAAGAGGAUUUGUUUUGUACCUACCUAUGAAUGUAUAUGUAUUCAAGUAUGUGAAGAGAUUGUUUAUAACCCAGGCUCCUAGGCUGGAAGCUACACUGUGUAGUCUCACAUUUGGAUCAAGAUCUACCCAAACAUCACAUCCCCAAGGAACCCCCACGAGACUGCAGUGGAGAAAACCUAAGACCUGUCCUGCAGCCCCAAGGCAGAAAGGAACCUCAGGGAUCUGGGGCCAUGGGAUAGUGACUUUAUAUCUGAGUUUACUGUAUUAUAAUAAAUUUAGAAUGCCAAUCCAUCUCAUUGCUUCUGUAAUAAUGACUGACAUGUCUGCAGCACUCUGCAGAUUUCAAAACCCUUCUCAUUUAAUCCUUCCCUGAGCCCUGGGAGCUGAACAGAAUCGUGGUCCCCAUUUUACAGAUGGGGAGGCUGAUGCCCAGAGAGGCUCACUGGCGAGCUUGAGAUCACACAGCUAAUAGAUUCAGCAGCUGGGUGUUGAGCGCCAGUUUCUAGUUCUAUGUCCUAUUGUCCAUUCUGCUACACCAAGGUGGCGCAGUCUCUCUAGUCCUAGGCUAUAAGGACUGGCCAAUCCCCCAGUCAUCAAAAAGCGCACACUUGUUCUUACACCACCUUGGUUCUCCAGCAG